AUGAAUCCUGAUAUCAUUGAAUAUCCGCUUGCAGACCCGUCCAUUAUCCUUUCGGUGUCAGAAGAUGCGUUCGCACCCAAAACCGGGUUGCAGGUCCCCAUCUCGCUGUAUGUCGAGAAGUUCUCUUUAACGGAGGAUCUUGUAGCGGAAAACGAUUUUGGCAAGAAUGAGGAAAGCGAGAGGAAUGCGGCAAAGGAAAGCACGGAUGCCGCCGCAGCUACCUUUCGGCUGUACACUCAUCAAAUAGACAUUCCUCAAGGAUCGGAUGACUAUGUCUCACUGGGUGUUCCUGGUAAAAAUGGCACGUCGAAACAUCCCAAAGGAGCAUCGGGUGGAAACAUUGAGCUGUACGUGGAGAGCCUUCCACUGAGCACCGCAAGAAGGAUCCAGAUUAAAGUUCCCGGUGGUCAUGGUUGGGAUGGUAUCCCAACUGUGGAGGAUAAACCCCCAACUAAUGGAGGUGACGGAGGUGACGGUGGCCAUGUCAUUGUGCUCUUGGGGCGGAUCCUCAGCCAGGCAGUAAUAAUCUCGGAGUCGUUGUUAACAGCGCUCAAUAGCGAUGGAAGCGAAUGGCCGGUCGACUUCCGGGACACAGUCCGCUCCUGGAUAAGCACGAUGAAUGAGGCAGAGGUCCAGGAGGUUUAUGUCUUACCAUCCACCAUGCAGGAUGCGAGUCAGGUCCUCAGUGGACUGAAAGCUGAUUUCAAUCGGGAGGUCAUCACGGCUUAUCAGAAGCUUCUCGCAAAUGAAGAUUCGUUGCUUUCCCAGGUGACCAAGAGCAUCAAUGUCGACGGGGGAACAUAUGGAGUUGGAGGCACAAGUGCCCAGGGCCAAGGGACCAGCGGCAAUAGUGGCUCCAGUGGUGAGCAGCACUCCUUUUUCAUCGACUCGACCUCGACAGUCACGGAGUCCACCGUCUGCUACCUACACCCGGUAGAAUGCCGAAUGCUUCUUGACAAGGCAAAGGCUCUUCUGUUCUUAAACACUGAUGACCAGAAAGCAAGGGCCUUGCAAUACCUCCAGCAGCUUCAGCAACGACUUUGGUUCUUGGGAGACCCCUCCUGUCCUAAUGAUCUGUCCGGUACCAACCUAGGGCAGGCAUAUCGAAGAGCCGAAGAAUCUCUGGCGGUGGUUUCGGGACCAGAGGGCGAGGAACCUGCAUCCAUACAACAGCUCCGAUCCAUCUACGACCAGGUUGACAAAACCAUAAAGAUGCUCGUUGCUCCCCAGGACACGUUUGCAACACAGAAUCUCAAAGUUCCUCGCGGCUCUUUCGCCUUUUACAAAGAGUACGCAGACAAGUUCCUUGAUGACCUGAAGGUGAUUGAGGACACAUACUUGGGGUACCUCAACGACGACCUCACCAAUGAGCAAAAAGCUCACGCAGUUCAGCAGAGGGGCUCCAUGUGUGACUCCUCCAAAUCUCAGAUCGAAAAUUCGAUUAUGGCUGUGAGAAAUGCUCUAACAACAAUCGACUCCAAGAUUGCAGUGGCUCAGGAGGAUAUGAGGAUAGCUGAGGCACGCUUGAUAGCAAGCAUCGCUGAUGUUGAAGAUGCGAUCAAGAACGCUUUCAAAUUCAGUUUCGAGGAUCUCCUCAAAGGAAUCACCCAGGUUGUUUCCAUGAAAGACGAUUUCACAUCCCUGCUGGGCACAAUCAACGACAGCACCAAAUGGGCCCACGAUCAUCUCUCGCAAAUCUCGAAAGACUCUGGGGUCAACAUCAACAAAGGUUACCUUUUGCACUCUGUCACCCAGAUUGAAGGCUCUAUUGAGGACCUGCACGAAGGGUACACCAUCCUAGCCGACGGAAACGCUCAGUUCGAUGACCCAGGGUGUGCAAAACUGGUUUUGUUGGAAUCAGAGCUCAACAAGCUACUGGCGGAAUUUAGUGCUGCGCUCGGAGAUGAUCGUCUCAAGCAAGUCAAGGACUGCUUUGAUCGAUAUGUUGAAACCACCCAAACCCGCAACUCAGCGGUCAUGGACUACAGUGCGGGCAUACAGCAGCUCAUUAACUAUCUCGGAACUGCUGAAUCCCUGGAUAGUCAAAAGAAGGACAUAGUCCGUGACGAGUAUAAUGUCCUUGGGCUAGAACACCCAACACUGACCGCGUUCAUGCGCACGCUUUACACCAACUCCCUUGCCAGUGUCCAGCUCUGGUUGGGAAAAAUGCAGCAGGCUUAUGCAUUUGUUACCCUGGACCAAACCAACAUCAUUGGAAAUGCAAUGGAUGGGUUCCAGUUUUCCCAGUUCACGCAUGGCAUGUUGAACGCUGUCAGCUCCGAUCUGAAUAACUACUAUGCCCAACGGGUCGAGUCCUGGGGCCAGUCCAUGCAGACACUCAAGGGUGUCACGUUCCCCGUCUCCGAUGUAAAGCAGGACAUGCAAACAUUCACAGAUAAAAAGUCAACUGUUCAAGUUGCGCUCACGCCUAAAACAAUCAAUCCGACAACCGACGGGCUCAUUUUCGGAGAAGGCAGGGUUGAUAUCCGAUUGACGAAUAUUCGCUGCUUCAUCGAUGGCGCAAAGACUGACACUGGCUUUCUUGACCUCCUCCUAGUGCAUACCGGUCAGGAGGCCAUCAUCGAUGAGACAGGCACGGCACAUACCUUUGAUCACCAGCCUGUCGUGACCAACUUCCGCUAUGUGAUCGAGGACAAGGAUCAUACUGGGCCGGGAACGGUGGAUGGCGUUAUCGGCACGGUUUCUGAUAAUGAUCAAUAUGCUAUGGUCGGACCAUUUACGAAAUGGCACAUCGUGAUCAAUCAAGCGAAUAACCCUGGCUUGGAUUUAUCAAGUGCCGAAGACCUGUAUCUGGAGUUUGAUAUCCAAUUCAGAGUGCGGGCAUAG
Molecule: messenger RNA, 2847 nt
Organism: Aspergillus melleus
Lineage: Eukaryota; Fungi; Ascomycota; Eurotiomycetes; Eurotiales; Aspergillaceae
Exons: 3
Coding region: 1-2847 (948 amino acids)
Source: RefSeq, a predicted model, not a curated record